This is a messenger RNA of Gracilinanus agilis (Agile Gracile Mouse Opossum), 1898 nucleotides long. It is a transcript of the gene ENO4, whose product is annotated as enolase 4. Gene Ontology annotation, biological process: glycolytic process. Bases 1 to 1821 code for a protein of 606 amino acids. The transcript has 14 exons. Gene Ontology annotation, cellular component: phosphopyruvate hydratase complex. Lineage: Eukaryota; Metazoa; Chordata; Mammalia; Didelphimorphia; Didelphidae. The record is from RefSeq and is a predicted model, not a curated record. Gene Ontology annotation, molecular function: phosphopyruvate hydratase activity; magnesium ion binding.
AUGAGAGUGUUCAGGAUCCUCUUUGGAAAUUCCAUUUUGUUACAGGUGGUGAUAUCGAUUGUGGUGUCCAUUGAAGUCAAGGAGGCUCACUUCAUAGCUGACUGGAGCAGAGAGAAUCUGGCAAACUGCUUUACGAAGCUUUCAAAGGCUCCUACCAUAUACAAAGUAAUAGGAAGAGUAGUACUAGAUGGUAUGGGUCAUCAAACUCUCAGAGUUGAAAUAUUCUGCACGAUUCAAAACCAGGUUAAGAGUAUUACUUCUGCUGUCAUCUCCUCUCACUUUGAAGUGCUGGAAACUGCAAUGCCUGACACAGUGGAUGCAGUAGAAUUAGAACGGAAUGAAGCCAUCAGUGUGGCUGUGCAGUGGGUAAAUGAGUCAAUGACAGAACUUCUGGAAGGAUUGGAACCUACCCAACAGGAAGUGGCGGAUCAGUUACUUACGAAUUUUUUUGCAAAUAAACUACAAGAAGAUAAAGAGAGUAAAGAAUUAGAACUUAGCCUGCAGCAGCCAUUAUCCCUAAUGUCUCUCCAACCCCCAUCACCACCUCCGCCACCACCACCGUCUUCAAAGAAGAAAGGACAAAAAGGUAAGAAGGAAAUUAUUCCAGAGAAACCAAUCCCACCAGCAGAACCUCCUGAGCCCAUUCUCCACGGUAGUAUGGCCGUAGGGGCUGUAUCAUUAGCUGUGGCGAAAACAUGUGCUACACUGAGCAAUACUCCAUUGUAUUUAAAUAUUGCAUCACUGAAAUACAAACGGGAAUCACCAAGGACAUUGUCUCUUCCUUUGCUGAUGAUCACCAUGCUCAGCUGUGGGAAGUCAUCGCCUGGAAAACUGAAUCUGAUGAAAGAAGUGAUCUGUAUCCCACACCCUGGAUUAACCGUUCAACAAGGUAUCACAAUGCUUCUAGAAAUCCAGAAACAAAUUAUAAAGAUUAUUGACAAACCCCAUACUCCAAAGCCAGAGACCAAAAAAGGUCAUAAUGGGAAAAAAGGUGGUGCAACUCAGAUAUUUGGCAAACUGUCCUACAUAGGCUGUUUAUCAAUUAACUAUGAUACUAUUGAACAGCCAUUGCUUUUACUACAAGGAAUCUGUGGCAACUUGGGACUGGAGUUAGGAAUCAACUUAUAUUUAGCCAUAAACUGUGCUGCACAUGAAUUUAUCGAUUAUACUAGAGGAAAAUAUGAAGUAAUGACAGGAGUAUUCAAAAAUCCAGCUGAGAUGGUUGAUAUAUAUGUGGAACUGAUCAAUAAAUUCCCUUCAAUUACUGCAUUAAUUGAUCCUGUGAGGAAAGAGGACAUCGAACAGUGGGACAGCAUCUGUAAUGCUCUUGGUUCCAGAUGUAACAUCAUUGCAGGGACUGCAGCCAAAAGCAUCCCCAAGCUCCUAGAAGAAAAAAAUCUCAGCACCCCUAAAUGCAGCGGGUUAAUCAUAAAACAUACAAACCAAACUACCAUGUCUGACUUGGCAGAAGUCACCAAGCUUAUUGAGAGUCAAAAACGCAUUGCCAUCUUGGGAAGUACGGAGGGAGAGUCUUCUGAUGAUAGCCUUGCGGAUUUGGCUGUUGGACUGGGUGUUCGUUUUCUCAAGUUGGGAGGUCUUUCUCGCGGUGAGCGGAUGACUAAAUACAACCGCCUUUUUGCUAUAGAGGAAGAACUCGUCCAGGGUGGAACACUGGUCCCAAGUGCAGGGCAAACAUUUAUUGACUUCGAAGAAGAAGACCUAAAAGCAGCAGAAGCACCUGGGGCUACUUUGUCUUCUACGGAUGCUGAGAUCCCACAUGAUGUGCCUCCUUUCUCCAUGACAUCUGAAGCAGUGAAAUAAUGUGGACCUUCUAUGAUUAAUGGCAUAGUGCUCCAGUACAAAUCCGGAUUACUCAUGUUAGGAUUGACAAAACCUUG